GUUAGUUUCCUUUCCUGCUUCUUCCUCUUCGUCUAUCAGAUUUAGAAAUUUAGGGUUUUAUCUCGUCAAUUCCAUGCGCUGAGUUUAGGCUCUUGUAGAAGACGAUCAGUGAUUUGACUGUUGAGAGGUUUUGUAUUUAGAGAGAGAGAAGAGAGAGGGAAUGGAGAUGGAUGAAGAUAUGGAGAUCGAGGGAACGGGGUUCGAGGCGAGAGAGAUCGAUCUGGAGUACGAGUUUGACGCGGCUCGGUGGUUCGAUUUCACUAGGAUGGAGUCACCGGAGGAGUCUCGAUCCGCUGAGUUCUGGUUUCACUCUGCUCCCUCCUACGCUCCCUCUCCGUUCGUAACAAAACUGUUACUUAGUGAGGAGGUUUCUGAUGACAAGACCGAGGCGGCAUCCACUAGAUCAGAGGCAGCAGCAGAUGGUUCUGAGAAGGAUAGACAGACUUAUCAGCCUUCGCAUUUGAAUAAAACUGGAAAUGGAAUGCGUUUUGGGAUUUUUUCAUCCCAUUUAGGUAAUAACUUGAAGAAACUCCCACGUCAACCUAUAUGCAAAGGGCCAACGGUUAGCAAUCACAACCAUAAUGAUAAACCAAAGUUCAGAGCUAAGUCAAGCAUCAGACCAACUCCGAGGAGCUCGACGUUAAUGAGACCUACUGCUAGUCAGUUAGCAAAGCAGAAUAACGCCAGUAAAUUCCAUAUGCAAGUUGAUCAUAUUCAUGAGAAAGGUUUAUGUGGGACAUCUGGGACCGAGGUUCACGCGGCUAAAAGACAGAAGCUUGAUGGAGGUCUUCUUCGUAAGGUUGCUGAUACAAAGCAGGAGAUGAAUUUUGUUCACAAAAUACCCAAGAAGGAUACAACUCUUGAUGGAAACUCACAACAGGCAAGGACAAAGAUUACUAUCCCACAUGAGCCUGAUUUUGCUACAUCACAGAGGGCUCACAGGAUACGGCACAAGAAUGAUGCCAAGCUAGAACAGGACUCAACUACUGUAUAUAGAUUCAAAGCACGUCCAUUUAACAGAAAGAUAUUUGAUGCUCCCUCAUUACCCAUCCGGAAAAAGAGCACUCCAAAACUACCGGAGUUCCACGAAUUUCAUUUGAAGACUUCAGAAAGGGCUAUGCAACAUUCUUCAGUAGUAACAACAAGGUGUAAUCAGGGGAAUGAUGUGUAUAAGGGGUCAGACAAAUCUAAUAUAACUGAUGCACUUGACGGUGUUAACAGGGAAAAUAGGAGACCAAGCGAGCAUGAUGUCUCGGAGGGAAAACACAUUUUUAAAGCUCGUCCUCUAAACAAGAAGAUACUUUCAAGUAGAGGAGACAUGGGGGUUUUCAAAAAUAGCAAACGAGAAACUACAGUACCUUUGGAGUUUAGUUUUCAUACAGAAAAGAGAGUUCAACCAGAUUUACCAACAGACCUCUUCAGCAAGCUCUCCAUCAAAUCCGAGCUCAAGCAAAGCAAUGGAUCUAGCACAAGAUUUCAUCAAGCAAAGGGCUUCAAGGAAAAUAGAGUCCAAGCAGGGAAUGAGGUAACAACAAGACUGGCAGCUGGAAAAACGGUCUCUUCAGAUGGAAGACAAAUACAAUCUAGUAAUAGCGGAGUAGUAAUCCACCAAACAAACCAGCGAUGGACCGCUAGUAGGAGCUUAGGCAUUCGCUGAUGGUAUAGAAAAGAAAAAGAAAAGCUUUUGUGGUAUCUACAAUCAUCACCAACAACUCUUUUUGUACAUUCAAAUUCGGUUCUCUUCUCAGUCUGAUCCUCUGUGUGGUAUAACUCCUCCACUGUGAAGCAGACCAAUUUGGCUUGAGGAGCUUUCUUCGGCAUCUCUUUUUACUACAAAAAGGAAAAAAAAACAGAAAAUGUAAAUCAGAAAUUCUCGGAAUCUCUUAAAUUUAAUACAAAAUGUCUUUUUACUUUUUUGUCUCUUCCCGAAUGUAGUUGUAAAUUACAGGUAAGUGCACUUUGUUUGGUAAACAACCAAGAAGAUUGCAAGGAAAGAGAGACCACACAGAAUCCAAAAGAAUGAUCUUGGAACAAUUAGAAAAGCAAGGAGUGGCCACUACGCUUUGUAACGUAGACCAGACAAGUCUCUUUGCCUGUCACUC
This is a messenger RNA of Raphanus sativus (radish), 2102 nucleotides long. Its product is annotated as protein TPX2. Gene Ontology annotation, biological process: mitotic spindle assembly; regulation of mitotic spindle organization; activation of protein kinase activity. The transcript has 18 exons. Gene Ontology annotation, molecular function: microtubule binding; protein kinase activator activity. Gene Ontology annotation, cellular component: mitotic spindle; nuclear microtubule. The coding region runs from base 161 to 1657 and encodes 498 amino acids. The record is from RefSeq and is a predicted model, not a curated record. Lineage: Eukaryota; Viridiplantae; Streptophyta; Magnoliopsida; Brassicales; Brassicaceae.